This is a messenger RNA of Linum trigynum, 1125 nucleotides long. NCBI's taxonomy places the organism in Eukaryota, Viridiplantae, Streptophyta, Magnoliopsida, Malpighiales, Linaceae. The record is from the annotation of a GenBank genome assembly.
AUGCUCUCAACAGCGAAGCAGGACUUAGCAACACCGGCGCCGGGCCUCCUUCCGUCUGACCGGCCGCCGGAUCCUCUGGAUCCUUCUGUUCUUGUCAAUUUCCCAGGGGCUAUGGAAAGCACGGCUCCGCCCAUUGCUGCAUCAGAUAUGGCUAUUGAUUUUACUAUUUUGCCUGUGCAGGUAUCUCCGGCGGAGGCAACGCCAAUACAGGGAUCCCAGCCCACGCCAAUGGAGGCCGCGGAAACACAGGCGAGCGAGAAGAAAACAGUGCAGGCGUUCACCUAUGCUAAGGCGGUAGCGAACUUACCGACACCAAUGACACCCCCUAAUCAGUUGGCUGUGUGGACUCCGGUGGGGGAACACGAUCUAAUAACAGGGAGUCGAAAUGGCGAGCCGGCGCUGACAAUUUCGUCGGAAUUCAAGUCGAAGAUAUGUGCGCCAUGGCAGCGCUCUUUGGUUGUUAGACUACUUGGGCUGAAGAUUGGCUUCAUCACACUCUGUAAUCGAUUGAAAAGCCUCUGGAGACCGACCGGAAAUAUGGAAAUCAAAGAUCUGGAUCAUGACUGCUUUCUAGUCAAGCUUGAUAAUGAGCAGGACUACUUCCGGGCUCUGACCGACGGGCCAUGGGUGAUCUUUGACCAUUAUUUAGUUGUACAACAGUGGACUCCAAGCUUCAAAGCUUCCGAUCCUCUCCCGAAAACCAUGAUCGUCUGGGUCCAGCUCCCGGCUUUGAAGAUUCACUUCUACCACAAGGAGAUUGUGACAACCCUUGGAAACCUAAUUGGGAGAACGAUCAAGCUUGAUUACCAUACUCUUACACAACAGCGGGCGAAAUUUGCCCGGUUAGCGGUGGAGGUUGACUUGUCGAAGCAUUUGGUCCCCCGAAUCUGGCUCGAUGAUGCCUGGCAAAAAGUAGAAUACGAAAACCUCCCUGAAGUUUGUUUUGAAUGCGGAAGGAUUGGGCACUGUUCUGCCAAGUGCCCGCUCCUCAGACCCGCCGCUUUACCCAAUGCUGCGGUGGUCGCCGGAGGGGAUUCACCGGCUGGUUCACCGAUCGACGAGGAAGAGACCAACCCGGGCUUUGGGCCGUGGAUGCUGGUCUCCAGGAAAUCACGGCGGAAUUGA